This is a messenger RNA of Fraxinus pennsylvanica, 3243 nucleotides long. NCBI's taxonomy places the organism in Eukaryota, Viridiplantae, Streptophyta, Magnoliopsida, Lamiales, Oleaceae. The record is from the annotation of a GenBank genome assembly.
AUGGAUUUUGGGUUCUUGAGCCACAGAGAAGCCUCUCCUAAUGCUGCCAUUCCAGGUUCAACUGAGCCCAAAAAUGACAAGGCAAAUGGAUCUUGGAAUCUGAAGGAGAAAAGAUCUGAACUUGCUGAGAAUAGUUGGAGGGUUACCAAAAUGCCAAGGCCUUUUCAGGUUGAAAUCCCUUCCAAGAAGACAGAAAAUUUCAUUGCUUUUGGAAGAUCUAAUAUAUGGCCAUCAGGGGGUGAUGACGGUCAGAAGAUGCUCUCAUUUUCUUCUUCGGAGCCCCAUUGCCAGAAUGAAAAUUAUAGAAGAACAAGAGGAGGAUUGAAUGAAGGCAUACGAGGGCCUUUUGCUAGAUUGAAAGGUCCAUUCACUCCCUCCCAAUGGAUGGAGCUAGAACGUCAGGCUUUGAUCUACAAACACAUUAUGGCAAAUGUCCCAAUUCCCUCCAAUUUACUUGUGCCUGUCUGGAGUCCUCUCAAUCCAUAUGCUUCAUCUGGAUCUUAUUCCUCUAAUUUUCUGGGAUGGGGUCCUUUCCAUCUAGGUUUCUCCGGCAGCAAUGAUCCUGAGCCCGGGAGGUGUAGGAGAACAGAUGGUAAGAAAUGGCGGUGCUCGAGAGAUGCUGUUCCUGAUCAGAAAUACUGUGAAAGACACAUCAACAGAGGCCGCCAUCGUUCAAGAAAGCCUGUGGAAGGCCAAACUGGCCAUGCUGUAUCUGGAUCUACUACUUCGAGUGUGGCACCAAUUGCUUCCUCAUCAGCAUUGGUGAUGUCCAGCAGCCUUAGUGCCAUGCAGCACAAGCCCAAUUCCUUGCAGCCCAAUACUGUCAAUCUUGUUAACAGGUUCUGGAAUUUCAUCCAUUGGACUUGUGAAUUUAAUCAAUCAACUCCUUCCAUUCCAGCCAGUGAGCUCUUUGGGCUGUUGAUGCAUAUUGCUUGGAAGGUUGGAGAUCCAGAAAUUCCACGUCCAUGGAGUCGGUACUCAUGGAAUAAACAGGGGAGUUCAUUGGAAGAGGAAAAUAUAGUAGCUGGUAGUAAAAGUUCUAAAGUUGCAGCAGCAAAAGGAGAGAUCAAGAAUGGUAAGAAGGACUAUGGGAACGGUGACCCUAAAUUUCAAGAGUUUCUCCAGGUCAUGCAGCCACGUAGCAAGUCAAAAUUGUGGGCAAAUGAUGCCCCCGCAGCUCCCUCUCUUCAGCAAAGUACAGAAGCUAGUAACAAGAAACGCGAAGUAAAAGGUAGUCAUGAGAAAUUGGAUGAACUGAACGUUGAGUUUGAGGGAACUGAAGUAAGAAACGAUAUAUUUUCAGAGAAUCAAGAGGCUGUUAAAGCAAACAGUUUAGUACACAACAAAGUUGUAUCUGAUAUGGAUUACUUCAGGAGCAGAGUUAAAAAAGAGUGGUCAGAUUUUGAAAGUAAUGAUGAUGAUGCUGGUGACUCUGAUUUUGAAAAUGAUAGUGACAGGAGUGGUAAGACACUAAACAAUAACUACUGUAGUUCUGUUGAGGAUACACUUAAACGGGACGUUCCAGAAGGGGAGGCUGAAGAUGGCUGCUCCGAAGAAUCUAGUAACAAAAAAUUCAAAUCAGCUGUCCCAUCAUCAAGUGCAAAAGAUGAAAAAGAAAGAAUCCUCGAGACUGGCCAUCUUGUCAUCCGUAAUCUGCUCUACAGUACCACCGAAGAGGAGUUGGAAGAACACUUCAGCAAAUUUGGUGAUAUCUCAGAAGUCCAUCUUGUUGUUGAUAAAGAAACAAAACGGUUCAAGGGCAGAGCUUAUGUUGUUUAUGUUCUUCCAGAAUCUGCUGCUAGGGCUAUGGAAAAGUUGAACAAUUCAAGUUUUCAAGGGAGAUUAUUGCAUAUCAGUUCUCCAAAAGAAAAGAAUCCUUCUGAUAAGCAAGAAACCAAUAGUUUUACCCAACAACGGUCGAAGACAUUUAAACAACAGAGAAAAGAGGAAAGGAAGGCAUCUGAAGCUAGUGGAAAUACACGAGGAUGGAAUAGUUUAUUCAUGCGAACCGACACAGUCGUUGAAAACGUUGCACGGAAAUUUGGUGUUAGCAAAAGUGAAUUACUAGAUAGAGAAGCUGAUGAUCUUGCUGUGCGAAUUGCAUUGGGAGAAACUAAAGUGAUUGCGGAGACAAAAAAAGCUCUUUCAAAUGCUGGAAUUAAUGUUGCCUUAUUAGAGUCUGCCUCUUGGAAAACUGAUGGUUUAGAGAGAAGCAGUCGUGUUAUCUUGGUGAAGAACUUGCCUUAUGCUUCAUCUGAAUGUGAACUGGCUGAUAUGUUCAGGAAAUUUGGCAAUUUGGACAAAGUCAUUCUACCUCCCACAAAAACCUUGGCUUUGGUUAUCUUCGUUGAACCAGCUGACGCAUUUUCGUCUUUUGAAGGUUUACAUUACAAGUGCUACAAGGGAGCUCCACUGUUUUUGGAAUUGGUGCCUGGCUAUAUUCUAAGUCAAACUCCUAUUGCAAUAGGUGAUUCAAAUAAUAAUGUCAUUGUGGGUGAAUGUGACUCCAAGAGAAUUUUGCAAAAGCAACAACUGGAAGAUAAAACAGAUGAGGAUGUUGAUCCUGAUAGAAUUGAGUCUCGCUCGUUAUGUGUAAAGAACCUGAGUUUCAAAACGUCUGACGAGAAAUUGAAAAGGCAUUUCACAGAGCACGUGAAGGAAGGAAGAAUACUAAGUGUCAGGGUAAAUAAGCAUUUCAAAAAUGGAAAGAACGUUUCUAAGGGUUUUGGUUUCAUAGAGUUCGACUCUGUCGAUACAGCAGUGAAAGUUUGCAGGGAUCUACAGGAAACUAAGUUGGAUGGGCAUGCCCUUGUAUUGCAACUUUGUCGUGCUAAAAAGGGUGAACAUCAACAUAAAAAAGUUGACAGCAACAAGAGUUCAACGAAAUUGAUCAUAAAGAAUGUAGCUUUUGAAGCAACAGUAAAAGAUCUUAGACAACUGUUUAGUCCAUUUGGCCAGGUAAAGAGUUUAAGGCUGCCAAAGAGGUUUGGCAAGCACAAUGGUUUUGCUUUUGUAGAGUAUGUUACAAAGCAAGAAUGUCAGAAUGCUCUUCAAGCUCUUUCAAACACCCAUUUGUAUGGUCGUCAUCUGGUUCUUGAGAGAGCCAGAGAAGGUGAGAGCUUAGAGGAAUUGCGGACUCGAACUGCUGCCCAGUUCACGGACUCCACCAAGUUACCGAAAAAGAGGAAGCACGUGACAUUAUUGGAUGGAGGAAAUGUUAAAUUUGAACUAAUUGCUAAUUAA